Molecule: messenger RNA, 5013 nt
Organism: Monopterus albus (swamp eel)
Lineage: Eukaryota; Metazoa; Chordata; Actinopteri; Synbranchiformes; Synbranchidae
Product: complement C3
Exons: 43
Coding region: 1-5013 (1670 amino acids)
Cellular component (GO): extracellular region
Molecular function (GO): endopeptidase inhibitor activity; protein binding
Source: RefSeq, a predicted model, not a curated record
AUGGGCUCGGGCAGGAGGAUGUGUGUGGUUCCGCUCUGGCUGUUUGUCUCACUGGGUUUUUACUCCUUGACUUCUCUGGCUAAUGGAUCUUCGAUAAAGGUCAUGUCUGCCCCCAACAUAUUACGAGUAGGAACAGUAGAAAACAUCUUUGUGGAGUGUCAAGGUUGUGCUGAUGAUGAUGAUGGUUUCAUGGUUGAAAUCAACGUAUUGAAGUAUCCAACCAAAGCCAAAAGGCUAGUGUACACAUUUGUGAAUCUUACCAGUGCAAAUAAAUUCCAGGGCUUUGGACAAAUCAAGAUCCCUGCUGGGGACUUCAGUAAAGAUCCCAACAUGAAACAAUACGUCUUCCUGCAAGCUCAGUUCCCUGACCGACUUCUAGAGAAAGCUGUCUUGGCGUCUUUCCAGUCUGGGUACAUCUUCAUUCAGACGGACAAAACCCUCUACACACCCAACAGUAAAGUUCAUUACAGGAUAUUUGCACUGUCGCCCAGCAUGGAGCCUGUAGAGAGGGAUAACGUAACCCAUUCUGAUGCUUCAAUUGCUAUUAACAUUGUGACCCCUGAAGGCAUCAUAUUACCAACUGAUACAGUCUUUGUGAAAUCAGGGAUCCACUCUUCACAUUUCCAACUCCCUGAAAUUGCCAGUACUGGACUAUGGAAAGUGGUGGUAAAGUUUCACAGCAACCCACAGCAGAGCUACUCUGCAGAGUUUGAGGUCAAGGAAUAUGUGCUGCCCAGUUUUGAGGUGAAACUGACAUCUGCGAGUCCCUUCUUCUACGUUGACAGUGAAGAGCUCACCAUCGGCAUCAAAGCUAUGUAUCUGUUUGGUGAAGAGGUGGAUGGGUCAGCCUUCGGUGUAUUUGGGGUUAUGCAUGAGGGCCAAAAGAAAAGCUUUCCCAGCUCUCUUCAGAGAGUGGUGAUCGAGAAAGGUGAAGGAGUUGUGAAAUUGAAGCGAGAGCACAUUACAGAGACCUUCCAAAAUAUCCUCGACUUGGUGGGGUGCUCCAUAUUUGCAGCUGUCAGUGUGCUGACGGACAGCGGUAGUGAAAUGACGGAGGCAGAGUUGAGAGGUAUCCAGAUUGUCACAUCACCAUACACCCUCCACUUCAAGAAAACACCCAAAUAUUUCAAACCAGGAAUGUCCUUUGAUCUUGUGGUUGAAGUUUUGAAUCCUGACGGUACUCCGGCACGAGGCGUUGUAGUGGCGCUUGAUUCAGACGAGGUGAACGCCGUCACUACAGCCAGCGGCAUGGCAAGGCUUUCCAUCAAUACAGCAGAAAAUCCUGAGCCAAUGACAAUCACAGCAAAGACAAAGGAUCCUGGUAUUUCACCUGAAAGGCAAGCAUCGGCCACCAUGACAGCUCUUCCAUAUAGAACUAACAGCAAAAGUUACAUCCACAUAGGUGUUGAUACAGCAGAAGUAAAAUUAGGAGACAACAUGAAAGUCAACAUCAACCUCAAUAAGCCAGAAAACCCACAAAAUGACAUGACAUAUCUGAUCCUGAGCAGAGGUCGGCUGGUGAAACAUGACCGUUACAGGAUAAAAGGUCAACUAAUGAUUUCCCUGAUAGUUUCCAUCACCAAAGACAUGCUACCAUCUUUCCGCAUUGUAGCCUACUACCACACAAAUGACAAUGAAGUGGUAUCAGACUCUGUUUGGGUGGAUGUCAAGGACUCCUGCAUGGGCACGCUGAAUUUGGACCCUUUACGACCUGCUGCGUCCUAUAUUCCUCGUUCAACAUUUGGUCUGAAGGUGACAGGAGAUCCAGAGGCCAUAGUGGGACUGGUAGCAGUUGACAAAGGUGUCUACGUCCUAAACAACAAGCACCGCCUCACCCAGAAAAAGGUGUGGGACGCUGUAGAGAAGUACGACACAGGCUGCACACCAGGUGGAGGGAAGAACAGUAUGAGUGUGUUUUAUGAUGCCGGGCUGUUGUUUGAAUCUGACACUGCCCCUGGGACUGCCUACAGACAAGAGUUGAAAUGUAUAGAACCCAGCAGGAGGAAACGAGCCAGUACUAUAAUGAACAUCACUACCAGCUUAGUGAGUCAGUAUAAAGACCAACUACAACGUGACUGUUGUUUGGACGGCAUGAAGGAAACCCCUGUUUCUUACACCUGCGAGAGGCGGAGCGAGUACAUUACAGAUGGUGCAGCCUGUGUCGAGGCCUUCCUGCACUGCUGCAAGGAGAUGGCAAGGCAGCGAGUUGAGAAGAGGGGGAGAAGCCUUCAACUGGGUCGGAGUGAGGAAGAUGACAGCAGUUUCAUGGACAGCAAUGACAUUGUAUCUCGCACCCAGUUCCCUGAGAGUUGGCUGUGGCAGGAUAUCAAACUGCCUGCUUGCUCUCCACAUCAACCAAACUGUGACACCACAUCACUUGUGAGAAGUGUUCCUUUGCAAGACUCAAUCACAACCUGGCAGUUCACUGGCAUCAGUCUGUCAAGAACUAAAGGAAUCUGUGUUGGUAACCCAUUAGAGGUAAUUGUCCGGAAGGAUUUCUUCAUUGACCUCAGACUGCCCUACGCUGCUGUUCGUGGAGAGCAGAUAGAAAUUAAGGCUGUCAUCCACAACUACAAAAAAGAUCCUGCUGAUGUGCGUGUGGAUCUGGUUGAGGAAGCACAUCUGUGCAGUGCAGCUUCUAAGCGUGGAAAGUAUCGUCAGGAAGUCAGAGUUGGGCCUGAAACGACACGAUCUGUACCCUUUGUCAUUAUUCCUAUGAAGGAGGGACAAUACCACAUUGAGGUCAAAGCAGCUGUUAAAGACAAUUCAAUCAGUGAUGGGAUCAGGAGGAUGCUGCGAGUGGUGCCUGAAGGCUUACUAAUAAAAUCACUCCAGAUUGUAACUCUGGACCCUGAAAAUAAAGGUGCAGAUGGUAAGCAAGUGGAACUUCUCAACAGUAGAAUUUCUAUGAGUAAUGUGGUUCCAAAUACACCUACUGGCACACAGAUCUCCGUGACAGGAAGAAAUGCUGCAAGUGUGAUGAAGAAUGCCAUCAACUGGACAUCGAUGGAUAGUCUGAUCUACCAGCCCUCGGGCUGUGGAGAAGAGAACAUGAUCCACAUGACCCUGCCUGUCAUUGCAACUAUGUAUUUGGAUAAAACCAACCAAUGGGAAAUUGUGCACAUUGAAAGACGUAUGGAAGCCCUCCAACAUAUCAGAACUGGUUACCUGAAUCAGCUUGCCUACCGUAAAAAGGACGGGUCCUUUGCUGGAUAUCCUGAUCAACAAAGCAGCACCUGGCUGACAGCCUAUGUUGUCAAGUUGUUUGCGAUGGCCCACAGUCUGGUGGCAGUGCAAAAUGAAGUGAUCUGUGAUGCUGUCAAAUUUCUGAUUCUUAAAGCACAGCACCCUGAUGGCUUGUUUAGAGAAAUUGGAACUGUGGCCCAUGGAGUGAUGACUGGUGAUGUGGGUGGCAUAGAUUCAGAUGCCUCUCUGACGGCUUUCUGCCUCAUUGCUAUGCAGGAGUCACGCACAAUAUGUAGUGCCACUGUUAAUAGUCUGUCAGCCAGUGUAAACAAAGCAGUGGCCUAUCUAGACAAGCGUCUGCCCAGCCUGGUCAAUCCUUAUGCUAUUGCCAUGGCAUCAUACGCCAUGGCCAAUGAAAACAAACUGAACUGGGAGGUCCUCUACAAGUUUGCUUCCCCAGACUUAUCCCACUGGCCUGUACCUAGGGGACAUGUUUACACACUGGAGGCCACAGCUUACACUCUUCUAGCUCUAGUCAAAGCCAAGGCCAUUAAAGUUGCCAGACCUGUUGUGGAAUGGUUCAAUAAACAGCAGAGAGUGAAUGGAGGCUAUGGAUCAACUCAGGCUACCUUAACAGUGUACCAGGCAGUGUCAGAAUACUGGGCCAUGGCUCAAGAUGCAGAGUUUGAUGUGAAUGUGGACAUCCUGAUGCCAGGCAGGGCAAAGCCUGACAAGUUCAACUUCAACAGGGAAAACCACUAUGCCACAAGAACAUCUAAGGUCAAUAAUAUAAACCAGGAUGUGAAAGUGAUGGCCACUGGCACAGGAGAAGCAACACUGACGAUGGUGUCGCUGUAUUACGCUCUGCCAAAAGAGAAAGAGAGUGACUGUCAGAAGUUUAAUCUGUCAGUGGAGCUUCUCCCAGAGAAAAUGAGUGAGAAUGAGAAGAUAUAUAAGCUGAAAAUAGAAGUUUUGUAUAAGAACAAGGAGCAUGAUGGACCCAUGUCAGUCUUGGAUAUUGGCUUCCUAACUGGCUUCACUGUUAACACAAAAGACCUGGACUUAUUGUCCAAAGGACGCGCACGCACCAUUUCAAAAUAUAAAAUGAACACCAUGGAGUCAGAAAGAGGCUCGCUCAUCAUCUACCUGGACAAGGUUUCUCACAGACGACCAGAGGAGGUCACUUUUAGGAUCCACCAGAAGCUGAAAGUGGGCAUCUUACAGCCAGCUGCUGUGUCUGUUUAUGAAUACAACAACCACCAGUACAGUACUCAAACACACUGUGUGAAAUUCUACCAUCCAGAGAGGAGAGCUGGACAGCUGCUGCGGCUCUGUAGAAAUGAAGAAUGCACAUGUGCUGAAGAGAACUGCAGUAUUCAGAAGAAGGGCAACGUCAGCAAUGAUGAGCGCACAGCUAAGGUUUGCGAGUCUGAAAGGCACAGCAAAAUAGAUUUUGUGUACAAAGUGAGACUGGAAAAGUUUACAGAUGGGUUGUCCACUGACAUUUAUACAGUCCGGGUACUAGAAGUCAUCAAAGAAGGGAGUACUGAUGUGGGUCCUCAGGGUAAACUGCGCACAUUUCUCAGUUAUCGGCACUGCAGGGAGGCUGUAAGCUUUGUGACAGGCAAAACCUACCUUAUCAUGGGCACAUCCAAAGACAUUUACUCAGAUGAAAAGAGUCAAUUGUAUCAGUAUGUGCUCGGUGAGAGGAACUGGAUUGAGUACUGGCCCACAGUAACAGAGUGUAAAAUUGUUAAAUACAAACCUACCUGUUUGGGCAUACAGGACAUGGUCCAGCAGUACACUCUCACUGGAUGUCGGCAGUAG